Protopolystoma xenopodis is the source of this 822-nucleotide messenger RNA. The record is from the annotation of a GenBank genome assembly. Lineage: Eukaryota; Metazoa; Platyhelminthes; Monogenea; Polystomatidea; Polystomatidae.
AUGCAUUCAAAUAGCUUGCUUGCCGGGGAUGCCGACAAUCCUGUAAAUCUGAAGGCAGAUGUAUCAGAUCAGCUCAACAUCAGGCCACUCAUUGACUGGACCUCCCAGCGGCACUCGUCUGCUCCCCUCGCUCUGCUGGCUGUAGUCUCUUUGUCGGGUAAGGCAAAAUGGUUGCCAAUGGUCUUCUGGGCAGAGGCAAGUGGAUUGGGACCACGGCAACUGACUAAAGGCGACAAGUCUACAGGUGAGGAGACAGGUGUGCAUUUUAUCUGUCUCUUGGAGGCGAGUAAUGGUGGUGAUCGCUGGAGUCGUAUUGAUUUUGCGGAGACAAUGGCUGAAAAGAAGCGUGAGACGGGAACGGAGAAAGCCGACUCUCAAAGGAGGAUGGCAUCAGAGACUGAUCAUCUACCGUUGAUAGCCAUUUCUCUUCACUCAGAGCGCCGCCUAGAGCUGAAAGCUGAAAGUGGUCUUGCUCACAUCAGAGAGGACAGAGCUUCUGGCCUGAGUUAUUCCAGAUCAAGGUUGGACCAGCUUAAUGGCAUUCAGGACUUGGCAAUAAGUGAGAUCUUCAGAGGGCAGGAGCUUGGAUCCGGUUUGGUCGAAAAUGGAUCCAAGGCUGUGAAGGAGUCCAGUGUGGAGGUUGAUGAAAGGACAAAUGCUGAGCUGAAAAGCACAUAUGCAAAUGGGGACGAAAGCGUGAGAGGCACAAAUGGUAUGAAAAGCAGCACGACCGUCGAGCUUUCCUGGACCCUGUCGUCAGAGGGUUCUGUCGUCAACCUGGCACAGAUACUGGUUGAGGUGCGAAGUUCAGGUAAUCAAUGA